Cimex lectularius (bed bug) is the source of this 1913-nucleotide messenger RNA. Its product is annotated as cytosol aminopeptidase-like. The coding region runs from base 133 to 1710 and encodes 525 amino acids. Gene Ontology annotation, molecular function: metalloaminopeptidase activity; manganese ion binding. The record is from RefSeq and is a predicted model, not a curated record. Gene Ontology annotation, cellular component: cytoplasm. The transcript is spliced from 5 exons. Lineage: Eukaryota; Metazoa; Arthropoda; Insecta; Hemiptera; Cimicidae. Gene Ontology annotation, biological process: proteolysis.
UAAAAAGUUUCUCCUAAAAAUCAUAUGACUUUUUGGCUAACAUAAAGGCAAAAUAAACAAAAAAUACAUUAAGUUUGGCUUAUCAAAAUUUUUAGUAAUAGGAAAAUUCCCCAUAAAAUUUUAAAAUCAGAUAUGGCUAAUUGUGCAAUGCAUCGGCUACUCGAUAAUUGCGAAUUAUUUUUCAAAAUUCACAAAAGAUCGCUCAACUGUGCCGGAGAUAUGACGGAGAUGAUGGGCUUGGUUUUAGGAUUGUACAACGAGGACGCAGAUGUUCACGGGGAGCAGAAGACAUUCACAAAAUCUCUGACUAAUUAUGACAAAGGAGUGGAUCAUAGAUUGUCCGAAUUGUUGAAAGUGUCUGGGCCAGUUCCGAAAGCAGGCGAGGUGAGGAUAUUCUAUGGCUUAGAUCCUAAAUAUGCGGCCGUGGCAGUCGUCGGUCUAGGAGACGAAUGUGUCAGCUACAACGAAGACGAAGAAAUAGACGAAUGGAAGGAGGCUAUACGUACCGGGGCAGCUCAUGGGGUCCAAGCCCUUCAGCAUCUCCACAUGAGGACGAUUUCUGUCGAGGGAUUCUCUCACGCCGAAUCUUCAGCAGAAGGAGCCGCGAUGGGAGUAUGGAUGUACCAAGAGUUAAAAAACCCGUUGGAUCAAAAAAUUAUCCCGAGACUGGAACUGUACGACGACUGCGACUACACCGGUUGGCAGAUUGGUUUGCAGAAGGCUGCGGCUCAGAAUCUCGCUAGACAAAUGGCAGAAACACCGGCCAAUAUGCUCACACCUAUAACGUUCGCGCAAGCUGCUGUCGAAGUGUUAUGCAAAGCUGGAGUCAGUGUAGAAGUUAAGGUACGAAAUUGGUCAAAAAUCAUGAGAAUGGAAGCGUUUUUGAUGGCAGCGAGAGGAUCUUGCGAGCCUCCAAUAUUUUUAGAGACUAGUUAUUAUGGAUGCGACCCAGACGUGCAACCAGUUGUAUUAGUCGGAAAAGGGGUCACUUUCGACAGCGGUGGCCUCUGCUUAAAGUCGUGCCCAGAAAUGAAGAAUAUGAGGGGUGAGAUGUCGGGUGCGGCCGUCGUAGUCGCAGUCCUCAGGGCUGCUUCUGCCCUCCAGCUUCCCAUUAACAUUCGAGGCCUCGUGCCCCUCUACGAAAAUCUUCCGGGUUCUUGCGCCAUGAAGCCAGGAGACUUGAUAAGAGCGCAAAACGGUAAAACUAUAAUGGUCGAUUAUACUGAUUUCGACGGGAGGCUGGCUCUCGCCGAUGCACUUUCCUACGCGUCAGUCUACAACCCCAGGUUUGUCCUCGACGUCGGGACCUUAUCGAAAGAAAUGACAGACCUUUUGGGAGCUGCUGCUACAGGCUGUUUCAGCAACAAUGACCGACUAUUCGAAAACAUGAGGGUUGCCGCUAUGCACACGGGUGACAGGGUUUGGAGACUCCCUCUGUGGCAGCACUACACUUCAAAGGUGACGACGUCAGAUAUUUCGGAUGUCGUUGAUAAACAAAUAUACGGACUCCCCUGCGCCUGUGCUGGAUUCCUCAACGAAUUCGUCCCCGGGGUUGACUGGAUACAUUUGGACACCUACGGAGUCAACUUGUCUGCCGGAUAUAUGUAUCCGUACCUGAGAAAAGGCAUGUCCGGGAGACCAACGAGAACCAUAAUAGAAUUCCUAGCGCAGUUGGCCUGUGUCUCACAUCAAGAUGCUACGGAAGGAUAAGCGAGAGAUUUUGACCUAACUGGUACACAGCACACCGGCUUUUUGGAGUACAUAUUCAAAUUUCUCCAUUUAAUUUUAUUUGCCGACUAAAACUAUCAAUAUGGUUUUCUAUGAUAGUUACAAAAUUUACAUGUCAACUUUUAACUUUUACUUAUGUUUAAUGGCCCAUUAAAAUCUCUGAUUUUGCUUGUUUUUUAAUGAAA